Hyalella azteca is the source of this 6954-nucleotide messenger RNA. RefSeq names its product RAC-alpha serine/threonine-protein kinase (gene Akt). Bases 195 to 1775 code for a protein of 526 amino acids. The transcript has 11 exons. Gene Ontology annotation, molecular function: protein serine/threonine kinase activity; ATP binding. Lineage: Eukaryota; Metazoa; Arthropoda; Malacostraca; Amphipoda; Hyalellidae. The record is from RefSeq and is a predicted model, not a curated record. Gene Ontology annotation, biological process: protein phosphorylation.
GUUCUAGAACUGUGCAUGCUCUCGUACAAGCUUGAGCCUGUUCCUCGUUUUCUUUCAUUUUUGUUAUUUUUUCACCGAGACCGAAAGACCUAAUUAAUAACAUCUGGAUUACCUAAGCGUAAGCGGCCAAGCCUGCUGAAGUUGAAAUUAUUUUUUCACCUUUCAUAGUUUUAACGCCCAAUUAAUGUUUAAUUAUGCUGUUUCGGAAGCAAACAAGUAUGGCUGAGGGUCGUCCUAGAUUAUCUCUCCUUCCUGACCAGCACAUAGUGAAGCAAGGCUGGCUCUCCAAACAAGGGGAGUACAUCAGGAACUGGCGGCAGCGCUACUUUUACCUCCUUGACGAUGGCAUGCUUCUAGGAUUCAAGACAAUUCCUCAAGAUCUAACUGACCCUUUGAAUACUUUCACAGUUAAGAGAUGCCAGACAUUAACUACGGACAUCCCUAAAGCCAACACAUUCAUUAUUCGAGGGCUGCGCUGGACUUCUGUUAUUGAACGUAAAUUUAAUGCCGAAAGCAAAGAUGAAAGAAAUGGAUGGGUGGAGGCCAUAGAGAGAGUGAAGGAGAGUUUAAUGGAGGACGGUGAUGGCGGCCUAGCACUUGGUGGAGUUCGUUCUACUGAGGAGGGGGACAGGGAGAACGAUGACUCGGGUGACCCUGAUGCCAACAGCGGAGUGGAGUACCUGCCUGCGCCUCAGGGUACCACUGCCAUGGGGCCUUACAAGAAGAAGAAGAAAUUGUCCCUAGACAGCUUUGAACUACUCAGUGGUUUGGGUAAAGGAACAUUCGGUCAGGUUGUUCUAGCCAGAGAAAAAUCUUCGGGUAACAUUUAUGCCAUCAAGAUGCUGCGUAAAGAUGUCAUCCUCGAGAAGGAUGAAGUGGAGCACACACUCACCGAGAACCGCGUCCUUCAGCGCAUUGAUCAUCCUUUCCUCAUGUACCUAAAGUAUUCAUUCACAACCAAAGACCGGCUCUGCUUUGUGCUGGAAUAUGUCACUGGAGGUGAACUCUUCCAUCACCUUACCCGAGAAAAAAUAUUCUCUGAAGAACGAACAAAGUUUUAUGGUGCUGAGAUAUGCCUUGCUCUAGGCUACUUACAUCGCUGCAAUAUCAUCUACAGGGAUCUCAAGUUGGAGAAUUUAUUAUUGGAUGAUGAAGGUCACAUAAAAGUUGCUGAUUUUGGCUUGUGUAAGGAGAACAUGCCGUACGGUAACACAACACGCACCUUCUGCGGCACUCCGGAGUAUCUGGCUCCUGAGGUGCUGGAGGAGAACGACUACGAUCGUACGGUCGACUGGUGGGGGUAUGGCGUGUGUCUCUACGAAAUGAUGGUUGGAAGGCUGCCUUUCUUUGAUAAGGAUCACGAGAAGCUCUUCCAGCAAAUUGUAUAUGAGGAGGCGCGUUUCCCACGCACGAUAUCAGCAGACGCGCGGGACAUGCUCAAAAGUUUGUUGGUGAAGAACCCGCAGCAGAGACUUGGAGGAGGCGUGCGCGACGCCCUCGAGGUGCAGGAGCAUCCCUUCUACAACAACAUCAACUGGGACCAUGUGCUUAAUAAGAAGAUACCUCCACCCUUUGUGCCUGAAGUGCGGAGCGCUACUGACACCGGUAACUAUGACCCUGAGUUUACAACUCCCGUACACAUCUCACCACUCGGGUCCCAAAGCAGCCUUAUCGUCAUCCAUGAGCAGGAGGAACCAUUCACGGAAUUUGACCAGUUCUCGUAUCAAGGAGACUCCUCGACCGUGGGCAGCUCCCUGACCUCCAGUUUCAACUAGCUGGAGGCUGCCAAAGAGUCCAGCUAGAGGACCUCCGUGCUAUCACGCCCCCUCGUCUUGCCUCCUCCCCCCCCCCCCGGCAUCCUUUUCUGCCUCCCCUGCAUCUUUUUUUUUUUUGCCUCCCCCUGCAUCCUUUUUUGCCUCCAUCUGCAUCCUUUUCUCCCUUCGAACCAACGCUUUGUGAAGUCGGUCGGUUGUUGAAUAAUAAUUUGCUAUAGAUUGAAAUUAUUUGAACUUAACUUAAAUUUACUGCUGUGUAUUCAAUUAAUAGCAAAACGCAAACAAAAUCCAAGUACUACCAAUACCACAAGACUUCUGGUGCCAGUUCCCUCUUCCCCCACUGAUCGUACAUUUCAAGGCAAAAAUGCGUGUAAUGCUUAUAACAACAGCAACUGUACUGCCAAAACUUGAUUCUAUCUCAGUCUAGGUCGCUAUAAAUUGAUCUAUUCUUUACUUGAAUACGCAACCUGUUCUGUAUUUGUUAUUUGUACUUUCUGGUCUGUUUCUGUAGAUUUUUGGCUUAUUGCUUCCAGGCUUGUAUCUUCUUGGCUGCGUUUGUCUAUAAUCUGGAUGAUACAUCGCAUGAUACUCCAGCAUUUGGCUUUUUUCCAUCAGUCUCGUCAAAACUCAACGUAAUUUAAGCUUUUUGUUGCUCUAAUAUUAAUAUGUCUUGCGAGGAGGCAGAGUUUGGCAUCGAACGCCUGUUUACUCCAAUGCUGGUCAACGAGUCCAUUUGGUUAUCGCGAUUCAGUUUUUGUGUGUAAUUAGGAGCAAUAUAUGGCGUUUAUUCUAGGUACAACUAUAAUAAUAAAUUUAUCCCAUUAAUCUUCCAUAAGUCAAAUCAAUUUUAAAUGCGAUUUAGUCCAUUUAAUGCAAAAUAAUUGUAACUAUGUUUAUUACGUUUAAAUUUUUGUUAGUAUUUUUUGGUUAUGGUUAGUCGAAGUAAAUUUUUGGUUAUGAUUAGUCAAAGUAUUUUUUUGGUUAUGAUUAGUCAAUAAUUUGACAUGACGUUUCCUUGAUCGAAAGUUCCAGUAUUUGGCUAAUUUAGUAAGGGAAGAUGAUAGGAGGUUAGUUCUAGCUUCGGCCGCGCUGCUCUUAAACUUUACUCUUGCCAAUUGUUUUAAAAUAUUGGUAGCUUCCUAAGAUUAAACACGAGUUCGUUCCUUAGUUAUAGAAUUAGCUGCUGUAAGGCCGUUACUGAUACAAUAGGAAGGUUUGAAACAACCGUGCUGCGGUGACUCCUUCCCAGCCAUCUCCCUGUUAGCUCUACUAGUACAUGGAGCUCCUGAGUACGAAUUGCUUAUGCUGAACAUAGAAUAUUUGUACGCAUAGAGAACGAAGUAUUGUUUAUACGCCUGCAUCGUGAACCUAAUGUGGCAAACGAGGUCAUUAUUGAUACGUCAAAUAUUUUACAAGAAAUCCGUUCCCUCUGAACUUUACUCCUUAGAGGGAAACUACUGUCAAUUGAAUUGUUAGUUUAUACAAUGGGCUACACGAAUAAAUGAGUACACCAAUAAUAAGCUGAUGGAUCUAUGGAGUAAAGCCAGUAUCGAUCGUUCUAUUUUUGUUAAGUUUAGUAUGCUGGUUGCAUGUACGUUUCAUUUUUGCUAUCAAUGAUAAGCUUCAUAAGUAGCAUUUCGUAUCAUUUAGUUUCAUUUUAUCAACUUUACCAAUUUUGGGAAACUGGAAGCAAAGGCGUUCUUCGUAAAUUAGCGAUAUUAGAAAUGAAAUUAUACAAUACAUGGUCUCAAAACAUGGCGCUACGAUGUCAUCAUUAUGAGGAACAUUGAAGAUCUCAUCGACCUUGAAGAUGUCAAUCUUGAAGUUACACUCAAUUUAUUUGGUGCAAUAGCGGCUCGCGCAAGCAACAGCAACUGUGCGUUUAGUGCUGUCGUAUUAUUGGUGCUGUAAUAUUCACUGUGUGGCAUCAGUUGCAAACAGCGCUCUUGAUAAUUUUGUCCAUUCUUAUGUUCUUUUUUUAGCUUACAUGUGCGUAUAUCUUUGUGGAUCAGUACAGCUUUGUCAUUCAGUACAUUUUUGUUGCGCAGUAUAGCCGUCACUCGGUACAUUUUUGCCCCUGAGAACAGUUUAUUCGCUUAGUACAUUUUUUUACAGCUUUGUCGUUGUGUACAGCUUUACCAUUCUCUACUUUAGUACUGUAAGUUAUAAAUGAACAUGGCAUGCAGUUUAAUUUUUUCUAGGCAGUGCGCUUUCUUUCAGGCACAAGCUUUCUCAGGACCCGUGCUGAACACCUGCUACCAAUUCAGUUAUCGCACUCUUGUAUUUUAAAUGCACUUAAAAUCCAGUUCUCAGCCCACACUUAUUUCACUACAAAUGAUAUACAUUGUACUGUAAUUUCUACAUACUUGCAGUCUUCAACCAAUUGAACUAACCUUCCCUAGCAUAAACAGACCGUCGCAACCAUGUCAGUCCAUUGUGAAUAACUUAAGAUUAUGUUUUCCGAUGCGUGUAAAUAUGUAGCAUUCUUUUGUGCGUUCCUAGAUUUUGAUUUUGCUUUGCUGCGUCUGCUCCCAAACGGCUGCUGAUCCUGAAGGUUUUUCUGCCUGAACGUUAAAAUGAAUAUUGCUUUCCCUUUCGUAACUGUGAUACUGGAAGAUGAAUUUAUGUUUAAGAUGAAGUUUUGUUGCAGUGAAUGCACCAGCUUUUGCCUCAACUCUAUGUUGUAACACUAUUACUUCGCAAUACAAGAACUUAUGCCUAUGUAUCGCAGUUGUACGUAGCAGUAAUCCAACAGUUUAUCUUACUAAGUCUUUCAAUGUAAACUACAACAUCAUCUGAGCAACGUUAACAGCCUUCAAUUGUCGUAAGGAAUUAUAAUCAUAGAGUUCUCUGAACUGACUUCAUAAUGUCAUCAAGAUAUUAUUAGUUUAAUAACAUUUUCUAGCAGUGGAUUUUUGCUUGAAUUUACUUUCCUGGCUUAACAAUACAAUAUUAUGUGUGAUUUUGUAGCGAUAUGGAACCCUAGACUACGCUAUGUAUUCAAUUUUAAUCCUAAUCAUAAAAAUGUCAUCUAUUUGGAAACUAUUAGUACAAUAUAUUGGGAUUAUACUGUUGGUUUAUACAUGUACAAUUUUCGCGAGUUAUUAAGUCUAAUUGUCAGCGGGGCUAUUGAAUUGUGUGGUCAUAUUCUGUGUAGGUCUACUGAAAUUGUGGCUCAAAUACUGAGAGAAUCUAUUGAAUUGAGAGCUUAGAUGCUCAGUAUGCUCUAUUGAAUUAGAAUCAAUGCUCAGGAUAUUCUGUAGUCUUUGAGACUUGUUUCUUAAUUUGCUUGUUCAAGUUUCAUUGACCAACCCCAGUUUAUGCUCGGAGUAUAAAAAAUUUACCUAAUACGCAGCCAGUAAUUCUAAGAUCACGGUACUUUACGUUAACUCAGCGUUGUAAAUUGCACUGAAAAGUCGACAAGAAAAUCAAUUUUAGAGAUCCCUUGUAACGCAUUAUAAUUAAGGUAUUGAAGGAAGCUCGCAGUUAGUCAUACAUUGUUGUUAUCGUCGCGCCUUAAGUCGAAUGUUCUUGGAGUUUAAUGUUCCUAGUCUAUAAGAACGAGGUUGACAACCUUAAAUUUUGGCCAAAAUGCGUGUUGAUUAAUGUCAAAUUAUCUGGCACAGAGCCGGAGAAGUUUCGUUAUUGUAUGAAGCUAUUUGAGUGAGAAGGCUAUUGUCUUUCUUUAAUAGUGUGUAAAUAAUAAUUGUACUACUUAUUGCUACUAUUAGUAAUGUUGCUACAACUCUUGCUACCACUGUUCGACGCGGCAAAAGUUGUGCAGGUCUGGUUUAGUAGUAGCAACAAACUUGCGCUAUAAAUGAUGCCUAUAAGCUCGAGAUACUCACCAUGUCUAAGUUGUAAAGUUGUGGGUGAUGGUGACGCUGGUAAUUUAACUGUAAUCCUGUCGCAGUUUACGAUUGAUUUAAAAUUUCUACUGGUUAUUUCUGAUCCGCCUUUUCUGGCUAUAAUUUGAUUGAUAAAACGCUCAUAAGGCUUACCCUAAAACUCACGCAACCGAGAUAAGGUUAACCCUAAAGCUCACGCAACAAUUUCAGUUAUGUAGGGUUAAGCGAAGAUGCUAGUGAUUGUACCUUACAAUUAUACCCAAUCCUAACACCCUUGUACGAAAGUGAGAUACAAUGCAGCAGGUGCUCGUUAUAUCUAAUUUUGCUUUGAAUCCUUCCUUGUUUAUUUUUUGCCAUGUUAUCAUGUACAAACCUGUGCCCAGUGAUAGUUGUAAGUUGUGCCACCGAGUGCUAGUAUUCGUGCGAAUUACCUGAUAAUUACCUCGAAACCACGGCCUGUACUUUUCUAUUUGCCAGCUGUCCCUACAGGCGUGGGCACCCGCCACGUAGAGGCCUAUCCAGGACGACAUUUCUAUUUCAGGUUUCACGUCCGCGCCGCGCCGCGACACAAAUGUGCUGGGACGUCAUAUUUACCAAGAACUGGAGUACAUAUUUCUGCCGUGACUUCAUAUUUACCAAGAACUGGAGUAUAGUACGUAUUUCUACCGUGACGUCAUAUUUACCAACAACUGGAGUAUAGUACGUAUUUCUGCCGUGACUUCAUAUUUACCAAGAACUGAAGUAUAGUACGUAUUUCUACCGUGACGUCAUAUUUACCAAGAACUGGAGUACGUAUUUCUACCGUUACGUCAUAUUUACCAAGAACUGGAGUACGUAUUUCUACCGUUACGUCAUAUUUAGCAAGAACUGGAGUACGUAUUUCUACCGUUACGUCAUAUUUAGCAAGAACUAAAGACUCGGCAUCGCUACCGUGGCCGCUCUGAGGAAGCUGCAAGUGCUACCUGGUCAAGGUAUAGGCACGGUAGCUGAGUAUACAUUACAGAAUUCUAUUUACUAGUUAGAAAAUUGAUAUUUGUUUGCCUGAAUAAGUCAAAAAUACGGAUUUUUUCUAAGAUAAGUUAAAUACGAGGAGAACAUACGCCUUACUGCGAUAGGGUGUUGAAAUCCAGCCCAGUGUUACGUCGGUGUUGCAGGGCUACACUCGGUGUUGCAGGGCUACACUCGGUGUUGCAGGGCUACACUCGGUGUUGCAGGGCUACACUCGGUGUAGCAGGGCUACUACGUUUUGUACGUCUACGUUAAGAGCGUACUCAAAUGAUCGUUUUGUUAAUUUUUCUCGUUUGGUUCAGAAUAUAAAUUACGACGUCUGA